GGCCACGGAUGGCCAACCAAAAUAUGCUUUAGGCGCCAUCGGCAUGGCAUAAAUGCAGAUCCAGAACGUUUCAGAUGAGAUAGCUUCAGCGAUCCACACCCUUCUGCAGCCUCCAAAACCUCAGCGUUCUGCUGAAGCAAUGGUCGUGCUCGCUUCCCUCCGCGGACAGCCCCGUUCAGGAGUUUCGAGCUCAGACUUCUCUCAAGAAAAGGCCAAUACCUGUGAAUUGUUCGACCGCGCCAUCAAAGCUCUCGAGCAAGACGGCUUUUGUACGUCCAAUGGUCACGUCCCGCAUCACCGUGACACAGCCAGUCCUGUCAACGAUGACUUGGAUAUGCAUGUUGAAAUUGCACGGCUUUAACAAGAGUCUCGACAGGACAACGUGGGCCCUUAAGGAGGCGCUGAGGCUUGGCGAGGCGAACGGAC
Molecule: messenger RNA, 426 nt
Organism: Suillus subalutaceus
Lineage: Eukaryota; Fungi; Basidiomycota; Agaricomycetes; Boletales; Suillaceae
Exons: 2
Coding region: 53-361 (102 amino acids)
Source: RefSeq, a predicted model, not a curated record